CUCUUGUCAGGAACAGGAGCCACACCUCACAGGAGAUCCUGCUCCAGUCAGCACGGGGAGGUAGCACCAGAGCAGGUGAAACCAGGUCAGCGAGUCACUGUGAGCAUUACAGCCCAACACAUCAUCACCAUGAAGACAGUCUUCAUAGUGAUCCUCUCCGUCACAUAUGGUGUGCUGCUGACGACAGCUCACAGCCGUUGGAAGCGACACCUGGACCAGUUGGGGAGUAUGAUCGAGUGUCGGGUUGGGGGGGGCCGCUGGCUCUCUCGCCUCGAUUACUUUGAUUAUGGAUGUUACUGUGGAUUCGGGGGACAUGGCCGCCCACUGGAUGCUGUCGACCGUUGUUGUUGGCAGCAUGACCUGUGUUACGGGAAGAUUGAAUCGGAUGGGAAGUGCCGAUGGUUUGAGUAUCCGUACUGGACACAGUAUUCAUGGAGUUGCCACCGAGGACACUCGCUGACCUGUUCUGAUCCCAAGAAUACCUGUGGCCGUGAAAUUUGUAAAUGUGAUAAGCAGCUGGUGGAUUGCUUUUCCAAAGCUAGUUAUGAUCCUGAGCUGAGGAGCAUCAAUAAAGCUGAGAAGUGUAAGCCCUAAGCAGACAGCACUGUGCAGCCCCACCAGGCCAGGCAUUUGGUGCAGCUUUUACUGAAGGAGACACAAACGGAUUCACCAAACUCAGAGAAAAGUCAAGGGACGACACACAGCAGCCAAAACCAACAUCGUUCACACCUCAAUGUUUAAGACGAAUCGUAUAGAAUAUCCCAUGGAGAGAGGCAGCAGACAAAGAGAUGGACACAAAGUGGAAAUAGGUCUGAUCCAACAA
Stegostoma tigrinum is the source of this 823-nucleotide messenger RNA. Its product is annotated as basic phospholipase A2 PA-12C-like. Bases 130 to 594 code for a protein of 154 amino acids. Lineage: Eukaryota; Metazoa; Chordata; Chondrichthyes; Orectolobiformes; Stegostomatidae. Gene Ontology annotation, molecular function: A2-type glycerophospholipase activity; calcium ion binding. Gene Ontology annotation, biological process: phospholipid metabolic process; arachidonate secretion; lipid catabolic process. The transcript has 4 exons. The record is from RefSeq and is a predicted model, not a curated record.